Messenger RNA from Sclerotinia borealis F-4128, 1299 nucleotides. The record is from the annotation of a GenBank genome assembly. NCBI's taxonomy places the organism in Eukaryota, Fungi, Ascomycota, Leotiomycetes, Helotiales, Sclerotiniaceae.
AUGCGACUCCAACAUCUAGCAGAUUUUAAGCCUCAAGCUGCAACUCGAGCUUGGGUUUCCAUCCCAAAUCCCAAUAACCUACCUCUCAUUGCGACUGCGACCUCGGACAAAUCGGUACGGGUAUAUUCCUUGAUCAACUUCACAUUACAUUCGACCUUGGAGGGCGGACAUGAGAGGAGUGUGAGAUCGGCGGCGUGGAAACCGGGUGUGAGGAAGGAUGGGGCUUUGACUAUAGCUACGGGUAGUUUUGAUGCGACAAUGGGGAUUUGGAGAAGAAAAGACGAGCCGAAAGAUACAACGGAGGAUGCGGUAUUGGAGAUGGAAAUUGGUGCUGAUGGAACUGCCCAAAAAGGUCCACAAUUGAGGAGUGGUGGUGAUGAAGAUGGUUAUUCGGAUGAGGGAGAAGAUUGGGAGUUUUCUAUUGUGUUGGAAGGACAUGAUUCUGAGAUUAAGCAUGUAGCUUACUCACCUAGUGGACAAUGGCUGGCUUCAUGCUCAAGAGACAAGUCGAUAUGGAUCUGGGAAGAAAUAGGAGAUGAGGGUGAGGAUGAAUUUGAAACAGUAGCAGUCUUACAGGAACAUACUGCAGAUGUAAAGUCCGUUUGUUGGAGAAAGGAUGAUGGUAAUGGAGAAGUUCUUGCCAGUGGUAGCUAUGACGAUACAAUCAUCUUAUGGAGAGAAGAUGGAGAGGGAGAGUGGGGUGCUGUUGCAACUUUAGAGGGACAUGAUGGUACUGUGUGGGAUUUGGAUUGGGAGCCGGAUGUUUGUAUAAAGUCGGAAAGUAGCGAAGAUCCACCAGUAUCUACACAACGACUACUCUCCUCUUCCGCAGAUAUGACGAUUCGACUUUGGUCAAAAGUCCCUACACCACCGCCACAAAACAAGCCAUCUUAUCUCAAUCCCGGUAUUCCCAGUACCAUGCGACCUGCGCCCGAGAACGAAACCUGGGAAUGCACCGCAACCCUACCCAAGGUACACGAUCUCCCCAUUUACAGCAUUAAUUGGAGUAAGCAAUCUGGCAGAGUAGUAUCUACGGGUGGUGACGGCAAGGUAGCAGUCUACGAAGAACGUACCAAGGGUCGAAAUAUUGUUGGUGGUGCCAUCGAAAAAGAAUGGGUAAUUCUCACUAUUCUUGAGGGUGCUCAUGGACCUUACGAAAUCAACCAUGCUACUUGGUGUAUGAGAUUUGAUAAUGGCAAGAAACUGGAUGAAGAAAUGAUCAUCACAACUGGUGAUGAUGGAAUUGCCAAGGCCUGGUUUAUUGAUGAGAACGUGGAGGAGAACAAAGUAGAAGUAUAA